UACCAGAAAAUAUAUUGAAACUGGAUGCGAUAGCUUUACAAAGAUAUAGAGAAAUUCAAGUAAAUGAUAAUCGAAUACCACAACAAAUAAUUAUUGAAGAAGAAGAAGAAUUUAAUCAACAAGAUGUUUUAGAAUUUGUAGAAAAGCAACCACCACCACUACAACAAAAUAAAGAUAGAAAUAUAGAUUCGCAAUAUUUUACAAAAUGUUCUAUUUGUAAUACACCUUUAAAAGAAGCUAUGAAUGAUAAUCUAGAAGUAGUGAGGCUUUGUAAUAAUCAAAGACAUAUGGCUUAUAUACAUUGUGCGACUAGGUGGUAUGAUAGAAAUAGUAUUGAUACAUGUUGUGUUAUAUAUAGUUUAAAUUUAAUUUUACCAUAUGUUCGAGUAAAUAGAAAUCAAGUAUUACAAUAUGAUAGAGAAAGACAAAAUCGUAGAUUGAAUAUUGAGAGAUGUAGAAAAGAAUGUAUGGAAUUAGCAGCACAGAGAAGACAAGAAAGAAUAGCAGCGAAACAGAGAGAUUUAUAUAAUAUUCCACAGUUAGAUAGGAAUAGAAAAGUGAUUGAUAAUCGAUUAGAUGCGCAACAGAUAAAUUUAGACGAUAAUCAAAAUAGGUGGCAAGGAAGAUUACGAGUUGUAGAUAUGUUUGGAAAUGUGAUAAGAAGAGUUAUUAAUUGA
Messenger RNA from Dentiscutata erythropus, 677 nucleotides. The record is from the annotation of a GenBank genome assembly. Lineage: Eukaryota; Fungi; Glomeromycota; Glomeromycetes; Diversisporales; Gigasporaceae.